ACGUAUCGUUUGAACUAGUAAGAUUGUACGAUGCUGCCUACAAUGGUUGCCUAGCAGCGGUUCUCUUCAUAAUUACACUGGAUCUUCUUAAACCAUUGGAAUUUAAUUAUCACUUCUUCAUGCUUGUAUCAUCUUUAAAGAUAGCUAGAACAGCCAUUUUUGCAUUUAUAUUUAUAAUUGCUUUGGAAUUAUUAGCCUUUGCUGCUCUCCUGUAUCUCACAAUAGGCAGACAACAUGAGCUCUUCAGAAGUAUGCCCGAAUCUAUAUAUACUUUGGUGACCGUUUUGUUAGCGAUGAUGACAUAUGAGUCUGAAGAAUUUGAUGACAUACUUGUGAAGUUUUACUUUGGAAUAUACACUAUGUCGGUUACCAUUACAUUAGUGAACGUGUUUUUUGUGUUAUUGACUAUAUCGUUUAACGAUGUAAAAGAAGGUUUAAAAAAUGGCACUCUUCAUUACGACGAAAAACUUAAUGCACACUUCUGGUAUAAAGUAGACAAAAUGUUACAAUGGUUCAUAGACAGAUUUUGUUUUUCUUGGGUCAAGCGAAAAAGGAAUGAAUUGGAGAAACUGCAAGCCUGUCUUGAAAAAUUAAAACAUAUGACGAAUACAAUGAAGAAAAAUGAUCUAGAACGACAUAAAUUGACUGCCAGAAUGAUGAUCAAAAUGAUAGAACUGGACAAAUAUCGAACGAAGCUGGACUGUCUUAACGUCCAGUGGAAUGAGUUUGCUACUAAAUAUGUAUUUGGAUAUGGUUCAACAGGAGAGACAUUGGUGAUUUUAUCUGUUCCUACUCUGUCAUGUGUAGUAGAAAUCGAUAUAUUAUGUUAUUUAGUACCCAGUUUGCGACGUGAUGCUGCAAGAAAAAUGAAAAACAGAGUUGUUGGCAAUUCCUUUAUGUUUUGCACUUCAGAUAACAAACUUUUGAAAGGAUCUGUCAAUUUAGAAGUUAUUAGUUCCAAUAAUAAACCAAACACGACGUAUAAUACAAUUGUUACUAAAACGGACAUAAAUUCUGUAUGGGAGAAACAAUAUAGUUUUGAGACAAAUUCAGGAAUACAUGCAUCAUUACAGCACAUCCCAUUCCAUUUUUGUACGAUGGAGACAGUUAAGAAUGACUCGGAAAAAAGGAUUCGUCCAUGUGAAUGGUAUCAGGUUCAACAGGAAGGAAGGACUAUAUUUCCAUCAUAUGAUACUGAAUCUACUGUUUCAUUUCCAAAAGAUACGUUUAGGAAAAGCUGCUCAGUUUCAAUAAGGACAAUGCCUGGUGAAACUGCAUCAAUUUUGAAUGUUAUCCUAGAAUUUCCACCAGAGAAACCAAUGACAGUACAUCUGCCACAUUUAUCUACAGAUGGAAAUAAUUUGAAAUCCGAUCAUCCUGCUGAGUACAUUAUUUCAGCAAAAGAGGGAUCUGAACAGGAACAUAUUCGACUUAAUUCUGUUUUGAAGAAAGAUAAAGAUGGCUUCGAUUUCAUGUAUAACACAAGAAAGCAUUGGAAAAACCUAGAAGUAACUGUAAAGAAUUCUAAAAUUUUAUGGAUAUUAAUCUAA
Messenger RNA from Mytilus californianus (California mussel), 1550 nucleotides. RefSeq lists its product as uncharacterized. The record is from RefSeq and is a predicted model, not a curated record. Bases 120 to 1550 code for a protein of 476 amino acids. NCBI's taxonomy places the organism in Eukaryota, Metazoa, Mollusca, Bivalvia, Mytilida, Mytilidae. The transcript has 10 exons.